Messenger RNA from Drosophila eugracilis, 2167 nucleotides. Its product is annotated as nucleolar protein 11. The transcript has 4 exons. Bases 67 to 2088 code for a protein of 673 amino acids. NCBI's taxonomy places the organism in Eukaryota, Metazoa, Arthropoda, Insecta, Diptera, Drosophilidae. Gene Ontology annotation, cellular component: nucleus; nucleolus. The record is from RefSeq and is a predicted model, not a curated record. Gene Ontology annotation, molecular function: RNA binding. Gene Ontology annotation, biological process: maturation of SSU-rRNA.
UAAACGGUCCCACUACUUUUUUGCCGCUCUGCACGUGUUGCAAUUGUUAUUAUUUUACGAAGAAAAAUGUCAAAGUUCCUGUCUUAUUACAACCUGUUUCCUAUACCGGAUCCCAAGGAGUUCCUGGGACUGGCUUCAGACAGGGAAAAGGGUAAUGUGGUGACAACUCUUGCGCGAAAUGUGGUGGUGGUUUUAAAUAUCAGAACACAAAAGCAGUUACUUAGUUGGUCCCUACCGGAGAAGUUAUCCUCCAAGGUCAUAUACGAUCCAAGGAGCCAAAAAUAUGUUGGGGUUUUUGGGAAUCACUCUCUGCGUCUUUGGGAUGUGGAUACCACUGAUGUCGCCAAGUGUAAGAAGCUGAAGUUCCAAAAAAGUAUUGCUCAUCUGGUGGAAACUAACCAGGAAGUCUUGGUUCUCUACAGCGAUGGCUAUUGUCAAAACCUUUCCCAAGCGUUGGACUCUCGGAAAGAUCAAAAAGAAGACACUGCUGAGCAGCUAGCCUUGGCUGCCAGCAAGAUUAUCAGCAAGCCCACAGUCAAUACCUUGGCCGAGGGGCAGGAAGUGCUUACCUAUUUUGAGGAAAUAAAGGCCACAGGUGAGCUUCAGCUCAUCCGCCUUUCCCUGACCACCGCCAGCCGGCGAAAGUACCUCAUCAAAAGGGAGGAUGUACGCCUUACAGGAUAUGCCGUCGUGGAGGGCGAUGUGGCUCCUCAGUUGCUAACCAUUUGGUCUGACAAACGUAUCUUCAUGCUGAAUCUGGCGGAGCGUACGUCAGAGCGAUCACCGGGACAAUUUGUAUCCAUGCUGGCCGAACUGAACGUGGAAAGUAAACUAUCCGUGCACGGAGUCUCUCGUAAUUUUGCUGCCAUAUACGGCGCCAACUACGGACAAGAAGGCGCUUCGCUGUUGGUCUAUAAUACCCAGUUCAAGGUGGUCAACGCCAAGCAGUACUUCAAGGUUUACCUGGACUUCUCUCGCCUUUGGGCCGGCGAUGAACACAUUCUGCUGGCCAUGGGUCACAAUAUAGCCGCCGUGCGUUACCAAAUGAACCGAGAUGUUCUAGUGGAUAUGCUAGGGUCCCAGUUCAGCGACACCCACCUCACGCCCAUCGAGUUGGAUCACAUAAACGAGGAGGAGUAUUUGGAGUCGGUAAUCAAAUUCGAUGGCAGCACAAAAUCCUUAAAUUACGUGGCUAUGAAAUCCAAGUUAAAUAAGCACUUACCAACGUUUGAGUUCCAAAAGGCAGAUGGCAAGGAGUUGGCAUACGAGCCACCCGAGCUAAUGGAUCAAGAAAUCGAUGAAAUAAUUAAGCAGCAUGUCCAUGGAGAGGCGGCCAGCUGCGAAAACGGGUUGGAAGACGUGAGUGUAUCCCUUAUGACAAACUUUUUUGAUACGGGACCGAAGAACACAGCCGUCCAGGCCUUGGUCCGCCAACUGGAAAGAAGUGGAGCAGGCGAAGAGGAAAUAAUCGAGAAAAUGUUAACACUUUUCAUUAAAACCGAGAACACAGAGCAUGUUCUGAUGUGCCUGCGGCGUUACAGCAAUAUAUCAGAAAGAAUGUUAGCCUGGUCGCUGCGCUUUGCUCUAGAUCAAAAAAUAGUUCCGUCUCCUAUCAAUGGCGAAACCAAAGUUGAACCGAUGAAGACGAAUCAGUCGAAUGACGAGCUGCUAAAUGCAGUUCUAGCCUGCAGCUUUGACGCCAGCGUCAUGGAAGAGCAUCUGCGGCAACGACUGGAUCUCUCCCAUGUCCAGCACCUCUUGAACCACCUGUUUGACCUGGUCGAUGAUCCUAGCGCCCAACUAGAAGAAAGACCAAACCGGGACUCCUCGUCGGUUCACACGGAAGUUCAGGCCUUGCAAUGGUUCGGCUGUCUUAUGACUUCCCAUUUCACGCUGCUAAGUAUCUCCAAGGACAAGGCUCUGCUUGAGACGCUCUCUAAGUGGGCCAAUCUUCUCUCUUUCUACGAGGAUAGUUUAUUCGAUUUAGCCAAUUUGCUGCCGCAGCUCACGAAUAUUAUGGAGAAGCGCCAGGUGAAACCAAUUUAUUCUACCACGUGGUAUGGCAUUGAGGAAGUGGUGCUCUACUAGAAAUAUAAUAAAGGACUUUAGAGUUUUCCUUAAGUUUGUUUCUUAGUCGUUAAGCCAAAUAAACGUAGAAUUAACAUGA